Amblyraja radiata (thorny skate) is the source of this 5400-nucleotide messenger RNA. RefSeq names its product acyl-CoA synthetase bubblegum family member 2 (gene acsbg2). The coding region runs from base 223 to 2454 and encodes 743 amino acids. Gene Ontology annotation, molecular function: long-chain fatty acid-CoA ligase activity. The transcript has 15 exons. Gene Ontology annotation, cellular component: endoplasmic reticulum; membrane. NCBI's taxonomy places the organism in Eukaryota, Metazoa, Chordata, Chondrichthyes, Rajiformes, Rajidae. The record is from RefSeq and is a predicted model, not a curated record.
GUGCUAUAGCGGCGUUACAUCAGCGAGUGGCGAUGAGUGGUGAGCGUAACAAUGCAGCUAGCAGCCUAGUCUUCACUGUCUUGUCCAAGUUGCACCGGUCUAUGGACUAGGCUCCAAUACACCACACAAACUGCAAGACCGGCCUGCCCUGUCAUCCACAGAAACAACAGCAGCAGCAGCAACAACAGAGCAGCAACAACGGGAGGCUCGUGCAGUUCAGAAAUGUCUGUGGUCAAUACGCAGGCACCCAUCGGGGUCACGGGCCGACCUCUGGCAGACGGCCCUCUCCUUCGCCCUGAGUCCCCAGCCAGUGUCCAGACAUCCGAGUCGCUGGUGAACAAUAACUGGACAGAUACAAAAGCUCUGGAACCUUCUGCGGAACUCCCCGGGGAAAUGGCGGCAUCAGAAAAGGAAAUGCCGGAGAAUAAUCGACUGCUUCAGCUGAUCCUGCCGACCCUUGGCUCCCCUGCCUUGAGACUCAGCACCACACGCAAGGACGGGGAGGUGAGCCUGCGGACGGACGAUUCGGGCGGCGCGGAGCAGCGGCCGAUCACCGUGCCGCAGAUGUUCAUGGAGACGGUGGACAAGUUUGGCGACUACGAGGCACUGGCGUCGAAGCAAGGCGACCAGUGGAAGACGAUGACCUUCCGGCAGUAUUACAGCGAGUGCCGGGACGCUGCCAAAAGCUUCCUCAAGCUUGGACUCGAGCGUUUCAAUGGUGUUGGGAUCCUCGGCUUCAACUCUCCUGAAUGGUUCAUCGCUGAUAUCGGAGCCAUCAUGGCUGGUGGGGUGGCCGCUGGAAUCUACACGACAAACUCGCCUGAAGCCUGUCACUACGUCGCCAGUGACAGUGAAGCCAACAUCCUGGUGGUAGAGAACCACAAGCAGCUGCAGAAAAUCCUCCAGAUUCAGGACCAGCUUCCACACCUCAAAGCAAUCGUGCAGUACAAGGAAGAAUUGAAAGAGAAAAUGCCAAAUCUUUACACGUGGGCAGAGUUCAUGAAGCUGGGCAAGGACGUGCCGGAUUCACAACUGGAUGAGAUAAUUGCCUCCCAGAAGCCCAAUCAAUGCUGCACUCUCAUCUACACGUCCGGGACCACAGGAAACCCAAAGGGAGUUAUGCUGAGUCAUGACAAUCUAACGUGGACGGCGGACGUGGCGGGAAACAUGGUCAACCUGCGGCCUGCCACUGAGAGUCAAGAAUGUAUCGUCAGCUAUCUCCCCCUCAGUCACAUCGCCGCACAAAUGAUUGACAUCUGGCUGUCCAUCAAGUUUGGAGGAACCACUUAUUUUGCGCAACCCGACGCCCUGAAGGGUUCGCUGGUGAACACGAUGAGGGAGGUCCGCCCCACUGCCUUUAUGGGGGUUCCUCGAGUCUGGGAGAAGAUGCAGGAGAAGCUGAAGACUGUCGGCGCCAAGUCUUCCACGGUGAGGAGGAAAGUGGCUUCUUGGGCGAAAGACGUCGGCUUAAAAACCAACAUCAACCGCAUGAACGGAUGCACGGAGGUCACGUGGGAUUACCGGCUGGCCAACAAGCUGGUGUUCAGGGUGGUACGCAACGCACUGGGACUGAAUCGUUGUACAAAGUGUUACGCUGGAGCGGCCCCGAUAACCAAGGACACGCUGGAGUUUUUCAUGAGCCUCAACAUCCCCAUCUACGAGCUGUACGGGAUGAGCGAGAGUUCCGGACCACACACCAUUUCUGUUCCCAACGCCUUCCGAAUCACAAGCUGCGGGAAGGUGAUGCCGGGCGGAAAAACCAAGAUCGUCAACCCGGACGCGGACGGUUGUGGCGAGAUCUGUUUCUGGGGAAGACACCUGUUCAUGGGUUACCUGAACAUGGAGGACAAGACACAAGAAGCCAUCAAUGACGAUGGCUGGCUGCACUCUGGUGACCUGGGCAAACAUGACGACAAGGGCUUCCUCUACAUCACCGGCAGAAUUAAAGAGCUGAUCAUCACGGCCGGAGGGGAGAACAUUCCGCCUGUUCCCAUCGAGGACGCGGUGAAGGAACGUGUUCCCAUCAUCAGCAACGCCAUGGUAAUCGGAGACAAGCGCAAGUUCCUCUCCGUGUUAUUGACACUCAAGUGCAAUGUGAACGGUGACACUGGGGAGCCGCAGGAUGACCUGACGGAAGAGGCCGUCCAGUAUUGCCAAACGAUGGGUUCCAAAGCCACGAAGGUGUCGGAGAUCUACACCAGCAAAGAUGCGGCUGUGUUUGCUGCCAUUCAGGAAGGCAUCAACCGCGUGAAUGACAAGGCUUCGUCCAACGCCCAGAGAAUUCAGAAGUGGUGUCUUUUAGAAAAGGACUUCUCCAUUGCAGGCGGUGAAUUGGGUCCCACAAUGAAACUGAAGCGACCGGUGGUCUUGAAGAUGUACAGCGAUCAGAUCGAGGACUUCUACAAGGAUGCAAUAACCCCAGUCACUCCGGAUAAUCCGCUCACUGGGAAAUAGUAUAAACGCUGACUGCAGAGUGGAACAGCAGCUGCUGAAUUUGUGCACUGUUUUAUAGUUUUAAUGUUUACGAUUUUAAGUUCGUUUUACAUUUUGAUUUGUAAAGUUCGUUUGAUUUGAAGGAAAUGCCAAAAACAUUUUCAUAGUUCAUCGAUGUUACUUCCAUGAGGAAACUACCUUUUGUUAUUGCGAAUUGUACUUUGCAGGGAUUGGGAUUGUUUCAACAAAUCACACUGGGACUAUGGUUGUGUGCAGUUAUAGAUGAUCGCAGCCCCAGUCUUGGCUCUGCAUACAUGCUAACUUAAAGUUCUGUUAUCAUAUUUCAAUGUACAAGUACAUGUGAGAAGCAGUUUGACAUGAUUGGACUUCACUGUGGAAACGGUCGAUCCGUUUUGUCUUGAGCUGUAGUCGGUUUAAAGGUUGUGCAGCAAACUCUCUGUUGAUUGCAAUGUGUUUUGGGAUACAGAGGAUAAUGUUGUAUACAAAGUCUACUAUGAACAUAGAUAAUACGUGCAGGAGGAGGCCAUUCGGCCCUUCGAGCCAGCACCGCCAUUCAUUGUGAUCAUGGCUGAUCGUCCCAAAUCAAUAAGCCGUGCCUGCCUUCUCCCCUUAUCCCUUGGUAGAAACAUAGAUAACAGGUGCAGGAGGAGGCCAUUCGGCCCUUCGAGGCACGGUGGCGCAGCGGGUAGAGCUGCUGCCUCACAGCGCCAGGGUUUGAUUCUGACCACGGAUGCUGUCUUUACGGCGUUUGUAUGUUCUCCUCCCCCCCCCCCCCCCCCGUGACCUGCGUGGGUUUUCUCCGGGUGCUCCGGUUUCCUCCCACACUCCAAAGACGUGCAGGUUUGUCGGUUAAUUGGCUUUUGGUAAAAUUGUAAAUUGUCCCUAGUGUGUGUGUGUGUGUGUGCGCGUGUAGGGUAGUGUUACUGUGCAGGUAUCACUGGCCUGCGCAGACCCGAUGGGCCGAAGGGCCUGUUUUUGCGCUGUAUCUCUAAACUAAAUGAAAAUGAUAGAUAGAUAUUCUAUUAUACACGAUUACAGUCUCAAGUCUUCUUUAUAUUCCAAAGAAGUAUUUUACUUUUGAGAAACAUACGUCCAUGAAGAAUAUUGUUCCAGUUUUGUUUUGUACAGCUCCCAAAUCUAUUUAAACUCGUCAAAAGCUGUUAUAUAUUGUUUUGGCUAUUUAUUGUUCAUGAGUAAAGUUGCCAUGGAAUAUAUUUUUGUGUUUUAACUGCAUUUUGUAACAAUGCUGUACAGUCCCAUUUUAAAAACCAAAUGGAAGAACAGAUUCAUUUUUAUACAUGAAAUACCACAUAACAUGGCGAAGCUUUCAUGACUGUGUAGUCAUCAAACCGUGCACUUUUACAGGACAUCAGCUGAAGAGGCUGACUAUAGAAAUGCUUGUAAAAGCCCCUCAUUUACAUUCAUUUUCCUGCCUGUGCUCCAUUAUAUUCUUCUUUUCUUUUUUAAAUAUGCUCUUUUUAUUUAUUUUUGUGAAAAAGUUGUGAGAUUCUGUACGGUGGCGCAGCGGUAGAGUUGCUGCCUCACAGCGCCAGAGCCCCGGGUUCGACCCCUGACCUCGGGUGCUGUCUGUACGGAGUUUGUGCGCGUUCUCCCCUGUGACCCGGGUGGGUUUUCUCCGGGUGCUCCGGUUUCCUCCCACAUCGCAAAGACGUACAGGUUUGUAGGUGAAUGAACUCCUGUAAAUUGUCCCUAGUGUGUAGGAUAUUGUCGGUGUGCGGGGAUCGCUGGUCGGUGUGGACUCGGUGAGCCGAGGGGCACUGUAUAUCUCUAUGAAGUCUCCAAACUUAACAAACCUUUGUGCAAUAAUAUACUAAUCCUUUUUGUUGAUUUUUGUGUCUUAGUGACUUGCCAAAGUUGCAUCUUCUGGGCAGCUGGGGAAGUAGAUUUAUCCCCAACCUGUCAGAGUCUCUGUGGUUCAGAUACAUGUUUGGCCUGACCUUUUGCUCAAGUUUUGUGCCUCCUUUACAACCACCUCAGUAAUAAUCUCGGGCUUUGCGUCACAGUUUGUAAAGUGCCUGAGCAUCAGCCGCUAUCGUCGGGUGAGCGAUACAGUGCGGAAACCGGCCCCGCGGCCCAACUUGCCCACACCGACCAACAUCCCCCAUCGACACUAGUCCCACCUGCCUGCAUUUGGCCCACAUCUCUCCACACCUGCCCUGUUCAUCCACCUGUCUAAAUGUCUUUCAAACACCCGCCACCCCCUUAUGUGAACAAGUUGCCCCUUGGCUUCUGAAUAAAUCUUUCCCCUCCCACCUUGUGUGUUUUGCUUACAAUAAGACUGGAUCGGAAAGGACAAGGGGAUAAUAAGAAAUGAGAUGGGAGUAGGUUGUUGUUGAUCAUCCAACACUGACUGCAUUCAGUAUUGGAAAGACCUGGCUCAGCGAUGUGACUUCUAUCAAAAUAGCAGAGAAGUGCCUAAAAACUUACUCCUGGGAAUCAAAAUUUCAAAAUCUAUGACUGCAUAUUCGUAAGGUCACAAGUGAUAGGAGCAGAAUUAGGCCAUUCGGCCCAUCAAGUCAACUCUGCCAUUCAAUCAUGGCUGAUCUAUCUCUCUCUUAACCCCAUUCUCCUGCCUUCUCUCCAUAACCUCUGACACCCGUACUAAUCAAGAAUCUAUCCAUCUCUGCCUUAAAAAUACCCACUCACUUGGCCUCCACAUUCUGUGGCAACGGAUUCUGAGGCUGUGACCUCUAGUCCUAGACUCUCCCACCAGUGGAAACAUCCUCCACAUCUACUCUAUCCAAGCCUUUCGCUAUUUGAGCUUUCACUGCUCCUAUUUGCAAAACUAUCAACUCCAAUCACUAUUGAACAAGUCUUAAUUGAACAAGAGGGAAGUAGAGGUAUUAUCCUGAAAUAAAUGGCCCAUUGUGCUAAGUUUACAUUUGACUGAGUUAGUAAUACUUUGGCAGCGUCAUGAUUAUGCCA